Molecule: messenger RNA, 2252 nt
Organism: Neltuma alba
Lineage: Eukaryota; Viridiplantae; Streptophyta; Magnoliopsida; Fabales; Fabaceae
Exons: 14
Coding region: 159-1958 (599 amino acids)
Source: RefSeq, a predicted model, not a curated record
CUCAGAAAACCGUCGUUACCCAUCAAAGCCCAUCCUUGGCUCUUCCUUUCUCUUUCUUUUUCUCCUGGUUAUUUCUUGCUUUUCCUCUCUAAUAUAGAAAGUGAUAUAUAUGUUGAGGGCAUAUUUGCUGAAAGAUUUGAUUUUGAUUCAUUGAAUCUAUGGAGCAGCUUAUCAACUUCAUUAUUCGCCCACCAAGAGCUGAAUAUGACCCCAAGAGUGAUUUAUUGGAGCAAGAGUUCAUGGUGAGAGGGAAAUGGUAUCAAAGAAAGGAUGUGGAGAUCAAAAACAGUCGAGACGAUGUUCUUCAAUGCAGUCAUUACAUGCCUAUUAUCAGUCCAGAAGGAAAGCCUCUGCCAUGUGUGAUAUAUUGCCAUGGAAACAGUGGAUGCAGGGCUGAUGGAAGUGAAGCUGCUAUAAUCUUGCUUCCUUCAAAUAUUACAGUUUUUACUCUGGAUUUCUCAGGAUCGGGAUUGUCUGGAGGGGAGCAUGUCACUCUUGGUUGGCAUGAAAAAGAUGAUCUCAGGGCUGUGGUUGAUUAUCUGCGGGCCGAUGGAAAUGUCUCUUUGAUUGGCUUAUGGGGUCGUUCCAUGGGUGCUGUGACUAGCCUUAUGUAUGGAGCUGAGGAUCCUUCAAUUGCAGGGAUGGUCUUAGACAGUCCCUUCUCUGAUUUGGUUGACUUAAUGAUGGAAUUGGUAGAUACAUACAGAAUUCGUCUGCCGAAGUUCACUGUAAAGUUUGCAAUCCAAUACAUGCGAAAAGCAAUCCAAAAGAAGGCAAAAUUUGACAUAACGAACUUGAACACAAUAAAGGUGGCUAAGAGUUGUUUCGUUCCUGCCCUUCUAGGGCAUGCCAUUGAUGAUGAUUUCAUACAGCCACAUCACUCGGAUCGUAUAUUUGAGGCAUAUGUGGGGGAUAAAAACAUAAUUAAAUUUGAGGGAGACCACAACUCUCCCCGUCCACAGUUCUACUUUGAUUCCAUAAACAUAUUUUUUCACAAUGUUUUGCAACCUCCGGAGGACGAGGUUGGGGGAUCAUUUUUUGACACUGUUACUGAUUACUUUGGUAAGGAUGUUUGGAGAUCGGUUCAUGAAGUAGCAUCCGAUGAUGAAUCACCAUCUAACUACAAAGAACCAUCAACAAGCAGUACAGUAGAUGCCAUUAAGCAAGGCCGUCCAAAAAGACCUAUGAGUAGGAUGGAGGUACCAUCUGAUAUUUCUUCACAAGUUGAACAUUGUGAACACAAGGAUGAUGAAUGCAAUGAUGAUCUUUCCUCUUCAUCUUCUAAAAUGAUUAGCUUUGAACUGUCAAAUGGCGAUCCAUACGGUCCCCAUGUUCCAGCAGCACUGGAUGAUGAUCAAUAUGUGGAAUAUGCACUUGAUGACCUGACAGGUUUUCCAUCCAAUUCAGAGGAGGAAGAAAGAAUGUUUAGGGAAGCUGUGAUCGAAUCGCUGAAAGACAUGGAAAUUAGACAUCCUCAAGAAGAACAACCACCACCCAGUGUCAUUACUAUGUCCGCAAAACCAUCAGAAAAAGGUGCUUCUGUGGAGGAGCUUUCAAGGUCCCCGGAGACAAGACAAUCUUCCCCCGCAGUUGACCAUGAUAAGCAUUCAGACGCUGAACCCGUUUCUAGCAUAGCUGAAGUUUCCAAACCUUUGAAAGCUGAGUCAAAUUCGAAGUCGGUUAUCCAGAAUGAAAAUUGUGCUCCUGAGACGGGUCCAGAACUAAGCCCAUCAUUGAGAGGAACUCUGACAGACACUUCGUCAGUCACAGACAUGAGCCACACAAGUGCUUCUGCUCGCAGUGAUAGCUCUGCUAGUGUGCGAAGUUCAUCAGACGCUGACAUUUCACAUAAUACAAAAGCCACUGUAACUGUUGUUAAGAAUCCAGCAAGCCAUAUUAUGGAUGGCUUAAUGCGUCGUUGGGAUUUCAACUUUUUUCGAAACAGUCAUGGUCGAUAAGAUAGAGAGGAGAUUGUCUUUUAUCUAAGUAGUCCUCCAUUGUUUUUUGGGGUGAUAGAUAGUGAUGCAUUGUUUUUGUAACUGUCAAAAGUUCGUAGUUUGCAAAAUCUUGACCAAUGGAAUAGGUUUCUGGUGUGUAAAGCUAGUAUGUUUAGAUGUAUAACUAACAAAUCAGUAAUAUUCUUUGACUGUAAUAUUGUGAUAUUUCAUUGUUGUAUCAGAAAUUACAUGGGGAAAAAAGAUAUCAUCUUGGACUCUUAAUUGUGGAUGCACAAGGAGGUUUUGGAUUGUGAA